Messenger RNA from Bipolaris victoriae FI3, 1359 nucleotides. RefSeq lists its product as hypothetical. The record is from RefSeq and is a predicted model, not a curated record. The coding region runs from base 1 to 1359 and encodes 452 amino acids. The transcript is spliced from 2 exons. Lineage: Eukaryota; Fungi; Ascomycota; Dothideomycetes; Pleosporales; Pleosporaceae.
AUGGCGCUGAAUUCUGAACUUUCUCAAGAGGUAGGUCUAGAACUCACUGGAAACUCUCGAGAAAAUGGAGGCAAGACAAAAUCUAGGGAUGACUUGCACGAUCCUUCCCUACCACCGGAAACAACCGCCUAUUCACUACAAAGUCAGAAGCCACAUUACAAGCUGUUUAAGAAGUCAAAUCUGAUGUACGGUUUACCAAUGACAUUUGAGGGGAACCUAGGCUCCGUAACCGUCAUGGCUGUGCCUGAUAGUGGCUCGGAUCAUAAUGUGAUGUCCCUGGGACUGGCACUUCACCUAGGAAUGAGACUGGAAUGGAGUGUAGCCGAGAAGACGGAGCUUAUCUUUCUGGAUGGUAGUGCGGUAAUACCUACAGCCCUUGUUCAUGCGAGCUGCAGAUUCGCGAGGACGUUCUCUUUCGAUUGGAAAAUGCGUUGCACAUUUCUUGUGCUACCUUCUUUGAUUGAAGACCUCAUAAUAUCUGCUUCCUUUCUUGACAAGACAGCAACUUUCACAAUGUUCCGCAACCGUCUUGUCCAAAUGUCGCUCAAAACACCGGGAACGCUCAAGAUUUGUACCAUGGGUGCUAUAAAUCGACGGUUGACAUGCUGCAUAGACGGAGAGGCAAUAGCAGCACUUCCCGACAGCGGUUCUGACGUUGAUGUUAUUUCCCUCGCUUAUGCGACGAAGCGCAAAUUCAAGUGGGAAAAUACUUUGCAGGAAGUCGUAUUUGCUAACGGGAGAACUAAGAUAGCACGUGGAAAGUUUGUUGCUCAGUUAUCGCUUGGCUCAUCCGCGCGGCUGAUUAAACUCAAGGAAGAUGCCGAUGCAGAUGAGUUUGCAGACAAUGAAAGAGGGACAGGGGAUUUGAUCGAUGGUGAAAUCAAUGUUCAACCACUGAGCGCGCAAAACACAAAUCGAGAUGAUACACCUGUUCAGCGCGUCAUAAACACGACAUUCUAUAUACUGGAUGGAAUUACCGUUGACGCACUCAUUGGAGCAAAGUCGAUUGAAUCUUUACAAGUCUAUACUCAUCACACCCAACAUAUAACCAUACAAACGAAAAGAGACAUUGAAACCUUCAAGAUAUGUCGCAUUGCCCUGUCGAGCAAGAUACGCAGCAAUGCUAAAAUCAUUGUCACCAGUUCGAGACAGACAAGAUCCGAUGGAUUACCUCGCCCAAACCUCGAAGCACAGCUGAACGAAGCGGAACAGCAAGAAAACUCUCGCAGAGAAGAAUCAAGUCGGGUAGCUUCACUGCUAACCGGUGACGCAAAGGCAGCUUUUGAUCAUAGUGAACAAGAUAGGAGGAGGGCUUUCGAAGAGUACAGAUCUUCCCUAUUACGAAAUCAUGCACCAUAA